UAAUGAUAUCCACUUUGUGUCAUAAUUUGCUAUCCAUUAAAAUAUAAAUUUUAUCUAUAACUAUAUCAAAAUAUAUAUUAAAAGUCUGAUCAAAUGUUAAUUUAAUUUAUGUUAUUUUAUGAUAUAAUAUAAUUUAAUUAAAAUAAUAUAAAGAAAAUAUUUAUUUUAAUAUACAAAUUUAUUUUUAUAAUAUAAAAAUGGAAUUAGAAAUUAUAUCGAAUAUAUUUUUGCAUUUUUUAAAUUAAAAGUAAUAAAAUUUCUAAUUUACAAAUAUUUAAAUAUUUUUCAUUAAAAAUACAAUAAAUUAUGCAAAAUAUAUGAAAAAGUAUAUUAUAAAUAAUUUUUAAUUUUUAAUUUGGAUAUUUAUAUAUAAUUAAAAUAAAAAAUAUAAAUACAAAUGUGUAAAAUAGAAAAUAUGUCAUAUAUAUUAUAAAAAUUAUUUUUGAGGCUAUAUUAUUGGCAUUAAAUUAAAAAAUAAAAAAUAAGAAGUUUUGAUUGUGAAAAUAAAAUUAUAAAUUAUAAAAAUUUGCUGAAUGAUUCAUAUACUCAAACAAUAUGAUUAUUAUAAAGAUAUAUUAAAUUUUAUUAAUUAAAAAAGAAUGUUGAAUUAAAUAAAUAUUUCAAAAAAUGGUUUUAGAAACUGGAAUAUUAUCAAAAUUUUUAUAUAUUGCAAUUGUAGUUACAACAUAUUGGAUAAUUUCUAUAUUAACAAUAUUUAUAAAUAAAGUUCUUUUAUCCAGUCAUACUAUAAAUUUAGAUGCACCUCUUUUUAUAACAUGGUGUCAAUGCAUAAUAUCUUUAAAUAUUUGUAUAAUUCUUAGUAAUUUAUCAAAAUGGUUUCCAAGAUAUAUUAAAUUUCCUAGUGGAAAUCCAUAUACUAGAGAAACUAUUAAGAAAAUACUUCCAUUGUCUCUUCUUUUUAUUGGAAUGAUUGCAACAAACAAUUUGUGUUUAAAAUAUGUUGAUGUUGCAUUUUAUUACAUAGGUCGUUCAUUAACAACUGUAUUUAAUGUUAUUUUUACAUAUUUUAUGUUAGGUCAAAAAACUUCUACAAAUUGUAUUGCAUGUUGUGCAUUUAUUGUUAUUGGAUUUUGGCUUGGUGUAGACCAAGAACAUAUUGCUGGUUCUUUAUCUGUUCUAGGAACAAUUUUUGGCGUAUUAGGAUCAUUAACUCUUUCUUUGUAUUCUAUUCAUAUGAAACAAGUUCUUCCUACAUUAAAUCAAGAUAUUUGGUUAUUGUCUUAUUAUAAUAAUGCAUAUAGUAUUAUUAUAUUUCUUCCAUUAAUAAUAAUUAAUGGAGAACAUAUUACAGUAUACAAUUAUGAUAAAAUUGGAUCUUUUUAUUUUUGGUUAGUUAUGAUUAUUGGUGGUAUUUGUGGAUUUGCUAUUGGUUAUGCUACAGCACUUCAAAUAAAAGUUACAUCUCCUUUAACUCACAAUAUUAGUGGAACUGCUAAAGCUUGUGUACAAACAAUUUUAGCAACUUAUUGGUUUAAUGAAGAAAAAUCAUUUAUGUGGUGGAUAAGUAAUUUUAUUGUGCUUAGUGCUAGUGCAAUGUAUGCUAAAUUAAGACAACUUGAUUUAAGUAAAAAAUAUAAAGAAGAAAAGCAACAAUUGCAAAUAUGUAAAAUGUAAAUGAAAUAAAAACAUUUCAAUAUAUUAGAAAACUUGCGCGCGCGCGCGCGCGCGCACACACACACACACACACACACACACAAUAAAUAUAUCAAAAUUAUAUUAAUUAGUUUUAAACAUUUCAUAUUGAUAUCAAAAUAUAAAUAAGAUAUUAAAAUUUUAUUGUAUAUUUUAAUUAUAUAUUGCUUUUUAUAUAAAUAUAAAUUUAUAUAUAAUUUUAUAUAUUUUAUAUAUAUAAAUAAAAGAAUUAUUUUAAUAAAAAAAAA
Molecule: messenger RNA, 1901 nt
Organism: Apis cerana (Asiatic honeybee)
Lineage: Eukaryota; Metazoa; Arthropoda; Insecta; Hymenoptera; Apidae
Gene: nac
Product: GDP-fucose transporter nac
Source: RefSeq, a predicted model, not a curated record